GUCGAGAUAAAUAAUACCACGACUCGUGUGGAGCUGGCACACAUCCCCUUGCCUUUGGAUACCCCCGUGCUUCACCUCUCAGAGUCCUGCAGUAUGCCUUCUGAACAGGUCUUCCAGCUCGCCACUGCCCACAAGACCGUGAACGGCGCGGUCACAGAGGCCCUCGCCACCGACCCCAAAGCGAGGAUCCUCGACAUCGCGUACAAGGUCUUCCCUGAGAAGCCAGAAACAUCAUCACGCUCAAAGAAGCUACGCAUACACGACGAUUUUACCAAAGAGGAGCUGGACGCUGUCGAGAAAUGCGGACAGUUUCCCUACAGGCCGAGUGACCUAUUCUUAAAGAUUUACAGCAACGUCCUUGAUACCCUUGAACAUGGCCCGCUUAAGAACAUGUGCUCUCCGUCCCUCAUGGGAUCCUCUGGCGUCAUACCCAUGUCGAUCAUCUCCUUGGUCCCUGAUAUCAUGCGUUACUACAAGGAGCUAAUCAUCAGCGCGAAACACGAAGUGUUUCUCGCCACGAACUACUGGGAGCCAAGCUGGGGCUCGCAUUUCAUCCAUGACGGACUCAUCGAGCUCUCAAAUCGCUGCCGCGACCUCCCCGCCAACGAACGUCCCGUCGUGAAACUCAUCUUCGACCGUGGCAGCCUCAAGCAAGUGGCCAAGAACCACCAACGCGUCGACCCAUCCGACUGGGCGGGCCUCGGCCUGCCCGCCAAGGAGGAGCUCGGCGGCAUUCACUUGGAGGUCAUGAACUACCACCGGCCGAUCAUGGGCACCUUCCACGCCAAGUACAUGGUCAUCGACCGGCGCGUCGCGUGCCUGUCGUCGAACAACAUCCAGGACCGCGUGAACCUCGAGCUGAACGUGCACCUCGAGGGCGCGAUCGUCGAGGCGUUCUACGACAUGGCGCUCCUCAGCUGGGCCGAGGUGAUGGACCCGCCGCUGCCGUCGCUGCUCAACCCCGCGCUCAGCCAGGAGCGCGCGGGCGCGGGCGACUGCUUCGACGAGGCGCAGCGCAUGAAGGAGCAGCUGAUCAGGAACAGCGCGGACGCGCUGCCGGGGCACCCUGACACGUCGAACACGGACCGGGCGGACGCAAACACGACGGGCCAGCCGUCGCCGUCGCCGUCUCCUUCUCCGUCUCCACAGCCACAGGGCGAUGGCGCCGCCGCCGUGGACGGGGAGGAGACCACGCACAAUCCCGUCAAGCGCGAGCACGAGAAGAAGGCUGAGAAGAAGCAGGCCAAGGAGCGGCCGAAGCCGAUGACGGACUUUACGCUCAUCAGGGCCGAGGGCUUCGAGCCGUUCGUCGUGCAUGAGCGGCACGACCCGGUGCCCAUCGCCAUGGUCAACCGCGCGCCGCACGGAACGCCGGGACACGCGGACGUCGACGUGCCCCAGAACGUCGCCUGGGAGACCGGCAUCCGUCUCGCGCAGAAGAGCGUGUUCAUCCAAACGCCGGACUUCAACGCGCCCGAGGUCGUCGAGGCCGUGCUGGACGCGUGCCGGCGGGGCAUCGUGUGCACGCUGUACGUCUGCCUCGGGUACAACGAUCAGGGUGAGAUGCUGCCGAUGCAGGGCGGGACGAACAGCAAGGUAUUCGCCAAGAUGUGCGACGUGCUGAGCAAGGAGGGCGAGUCCUCCGGCCAGGACCUCCGCCAGAACCUGCGCGCGUCCUGGUACACGGCCAAGGACCGCGACCGACCGGUCGACGCGAGCAAGAAGGAGCGGAACUGCCACGUCAAGUUCUGCUGCAUCGACGAGCAGGUGACGAUCCUCGGGAACGGGAACCAGGACGCCCAGAGCUGGUACCACUCGCAGGAGGCGAACGUGAUGGUCGACUCGCCCGCGCUCGCGCGCGAGUGGCUCCGGGCGCUGAACCACAACCAGAACUCGGCCACGCUCGGCCCCGUCGGGCGCGACGGCGUGUGGCGCGACGCGGACGGCAACGAGGUCGCGAGCAGUGGCGGCAUGGGUGGCCCCCUGAACGUCGCCAAGGGCAUGCUCAACGCCGUCGCGCGUGUGCAGGGCAAGGGCGGGUUCUGAGGCUGGACUAACGUGGGUGUAUGUCAGGACUGUGCUUGAAUUAUGUGUAACGUGCUGUAUACUCGGUGUGUGUAAAGUUUUUAUUCCUGGAGCAAUGGAGGGAACGCGGCUUGUGUUUUU
This is a messenger RNA of Phanerochaete carnosa HHB-10118-sp, 2166 nucleotides long. RefSeq lists its product as uncharacterized. The coding region runs from base 94 to 2046 and encodes 650 amino acids. The record is from RefSeq and is a predicted model, not a curated record. The transcript has 8 exons. Gene Ontology annotation, molecular function: catalytic activity. NCBI's taxonomy places the organism in Eukaryota, Fungi, Basidiomycota, Agaricomycetes, Polyporales, Phanerochaetaceae.